Messenger RNA from Durusdinium trenchii, 2418 nucleotides. NCBI's taxonomy places the organism in Eukaryota, Dinophyceae, Suessiales, Symbiodiniaceae. The record is from the annotation of a GenBank genome assembly.
AUGAAUUCGGCACCAAGCUGCCCCCCUUUGAGUCUGAAAGUGGAGGAUCUUGAUCAGAACGACAGCAGUGAUCCGUGUUCACCAGCAAAGCUGAGUGCACAAUACGGAGUGGUGGUCCAGACCGCUGCGCAAUCGCUGCGACAUGUGUGGCGGACCGCUUCACGCCAUCACGCGCCACGGAGAUACCGGGCAUAUGCAAGGCUCCUGUCCAGCAUGCUUGAGAUUGAGUGCAUUGCGGUCUUCAGUGGCUGCUUUCCAGGUGGUUGGCAUCAAGAAACCGAGAGCUCCGGGCGUGCCUGUGGCUUUUUCCGCGCUGAAGUCAAUGCCGUACUGGAGCUGGACCACGAAACUGAAGCUGACAGUGCCUACAAACAGUUGGGCCUUCCAAGCGUUGAUGUGGAGAAGCUGGCCAGACACCCCUGCUACACAGCAAGUCCACAGGUGCGAUCCAUCGACAUCAUGGAGCAUCUGACCUUGAGGAGCAUGGCUGUGGCCCUUGGUAGCAAUAUGUUCCAGGGUACCGACAGCCAAGUGGUGCCUUUGUGGGUGCCGGCCUUUGGCGCGCAUCCAGCUCACAGUCCUAGCUGUGAUGACUCUGAACUUCUUUGGUGGUACAACGCGCCUGCCCUGCCUCGACUACCGAGUCUUUUGCAGAAAGGCUGGGCUAUAAACCUUGGUGCUGGCGACGGGUCUUGUGGCUACGACCUGGCGCGUGAGGAUGGCCGUGACAAGGACCUUUACAAGGCGGAUGAUCCUGCCAAUUGCCUCCUUCAAGAAGGAUUUGCCGGAAUUAUGUUUGAGGGUGCGGAAACGAAACUUGCCAAAUUGAAAGAGGAGUUUGAGAGAAGACCUGACGUUGUUCUAGUGCUCGGGCAUACAGAUCCUGAUGAGGUUGUUGCGCAUGUUGCAGCCUUUCGUCACAGACUCCCACCGGUAGAAGCAGAGCUGUUGAAGGUGGACUUCGACAACUGCGACUGUUGCUUUGUGGAAGCCUUGCUCCAGAGUGGAAUUCGUCCGCGACACUUGCAUGUGGAGGUGAGUUGCUUCAUUCCUCCACCCUUGGUCUUUCGACCGACUUCCUUUGAUGAAUCCAUAGGAGACUCAAUGUUGGAACUCGGUGUGGAGUAUGGACUCAGAGGACACAUGAUGCACUGUUCUUUGUCGGCGUAUGCCGAACUCUUGGAACCCUUCGGGUACAAGCUGGUGCGGCUCUUCUUGCAUGAUGCCCUCUUCGCUCGGCAUGAAAUGAUCUCCGACCAAGAUGCGACCCUUUGGCGAGAGAUCCGAGAUCUGGAAGCAGCCUGGUUUGGCUGCUUUUUUUGCCAUCCACUGCGAUCGGCCUUAACCAUGGAGAUGGAGUACGUAUCGACCUUUCUGUACGACUAUCGGGUGUGGAAUGAUCGAGAGGUUCCUCCAUGGAGGCAUGCCAAGACGGCAAUGUUCACAGAUGCCUUUGCUCUGCCACCUUGCCCUUUCGGCUUGGGAGCCCUCAUUGGAGCGAUUGAUGGCGUGGCGCCCUCUCUGAAAGCUUUAAGCAAGGGUCGAGAGGCCAUGCCUGGCUUGAAGCCAUCCCUGGCGGCUGUUCACUUUGACCAAUGGUUCCGAGGCUUGGAAAAUACCCAGGACUUUGUGGAAUCAGUGGUCAGCAACAGCCUUCAGGUGGCCAAGCCAGGUCUCCGCACGCACGAUCUGCAGGAUCUGAUGGGAAACGUGCGCCUGAAGGUGGAGCGAACCUUCGGAGAUCAACCGUCCGAUGCCUACUCCUCACCAUCUUUCCGCGUCGAGGGCAUUCGCAAAGUGACCUGGUGCGCCCGGUUUGUGCCGACCUCAGUGGUGAAGGAAGCCUUUGAGCACAGGUGGGGCGAAGUCUUAACGUCCUCGCCGGAUGAAGCGGCAGAGGCAGUGAUUUUCCGGCACCAGAGAGCACUGGAGCGGCCGUGGUUUGUUGGUGCAGAAUGCGCAUUCUGCAUGGCCAGGCCACACUUGGCGGGAUCUGUGCCAAAAGGAGAAGCCCAUGGUCGGAACGGAUGCGUUGCUCAUGGGGACUUGGAGGCGGCUCAUGUGCACUGGCGCAGCCACCGCGCGAAUGCGACCGCGCCACAGAUGUCACACAUGGUCAGGCACUUUGUCGCAUCGGGUACGGAUAGGGAGGCCAUCAUUGCAGCUGUGGCCUGUGAGAAGACGGGACGAGCUGGACGCUAUGCUGAUGGACCGGCAGGGCAGGUCUUGGAUUUCUUGAUGGAGCAGGGCUACAGCAAGUUCACAGCUGCGGCUGAGAAAACAGAGGAAGCUGCUCACAGUGGGCGCAUCCGGCCGGCAGGUCCACAUGGUCCCAGUUGCUAUCGAAAGAAUCCGGAGCACUUCAAGGAGUACUCCCACCCGUGGCAUGAGGGCAAGGAGCGGAAUGGGCGCAGGUAG